AUGUAAACUAAUUAAAAUACGUCGUCUAAUUUGUUACUUUAAAACAAGAAGGAACAGUUCCACAUUCAAAUUAGAAAAGAAAAGAGAGAGGAGAUCUUCAAAUCUAAAAGAAUCAUACAAAAAUUAAGCGAAACACACGAACACAUCUAAAUGAAUCUUGAGGUAUCGAAUUUUAAUACAAAAUCAGUAAUUAGAUUACUACAUCACAGAAUUGAUGAAACAAUGUAUUGAUAUCUACAGAAACCGAUAACCUGAUGAAAUAGAUAAAACCCUGUAUAAUUUAAUGAGUUUGAGAAUGUUACAGAAUUUUGAUUAUGGAGAAGAGACCUUCUCACUUUGUUUGUUUAAGAAUGAUUUUAUCGAGUAAAACCAAUAAUGUAAUGUAGAUACAUUCUAGUUCUAUUGAAUGAACAAUACGAUCAGGCAUCUUAAUUAUAGGCUGAAGCAGCCACUAUUUUAGCUAAUUUUUUUGGUAUUAUGGAUAAAAAUUCAAGAUUGUACUUUUAAUCCUAUCUCCCUAAGUUGAAUGUACUUGCUGAUGUGAUUAUUAAGAAUCUUGGGAGAUUGCUAACUUCAUAGAAUGCUAUCUUGGUUGAUUCAGUAUGAUUGAGCUUAAUUAUUAGUGUUUGUAUGCUCUAGGCAAUGCAUUCUAUGAUUAAUAAAUAUUGGUUCAAAAAUUCAAAUAGCAUUUUGGAUUUAAGCAUCUGCUACAAAUGUCGAUGAAUCUGAACACAAUAGUCUGGGUAUUGGAUACUUUGACAGCCAAUAGAGAAUAUCUGAACAAAGAAGAGUUGCACUUAUCCUUACAAAUUAUUGAUAAAUAAUUGUAAACCUCUGACAUCAAAGACAUUAGCCAUAGUUUGAGUGCCAUCAGGAAUCUCUGUCAAUAUCAAAUUAAUGCGAUACCAUUAAUUAUUGAUUUAGAUUCUUUUUCUAAAAUUAUUGUCAUUAUUUUAUAGGGACAAGAUUUGGAACAUCAUUCUACUUCCUUAGAGAUCAUAUUUUCACUAAGUAACUUAAAUGAUUUCGAUUAAAUCAAGAAGUUGGACAAUAAAUAUCAUAUAAUGGAGAUAUAUAUUACAUACUUGUCAUCUUACUAGAAGGAGUAUAGAGUGAGAUCAAUGAUGUCAUUGGCUAAUCUAUGUAAUUUGAAUGAGUAUUUUGCUAUUUCCUUAUCUAAAACACCUUUGAUAAUAGAGAAAAUCAUAUCAAUAACCAUAUAAACAGAACAACAGUAGAUUCUGAAUGGAGUUAACUUGAUUCAUAGCAUGUUACAAUAUGAAAAGAUUGAGAUCAAUCAAAUUUUCAUAAGCAAUUAGAUCUUGAAUCUAAUUUCACGGAUAUUGGAAUAUUUAGACAAUGAAAUAUUAAUAUCCACUCUGAAAUCUUUGUGGAUCUUAUUACACUCUAUUGAUAACUAUACGGUUUAACUAUAGGUUCCUGGAGAUAAUAAAGUCAAAUCACAGGUUUACAUCAUGAAUCAAUUAAAUAUACACAACAUCUAAGAUAAAUUAUUGACCUUAUACUAAAAUAUUAAUAAUUAAGAGGUAAGAGACUGGAUCGAUGAGUGCAUCAAUAUUAUGGAGAAAACUCAAAAUUGUAUAGAAAAUUAUUGA
Molecule: messenger RNA, 1616 nt
Organism: Paramecium octaurelia
Lineage: Eukaryota; Ciliophora; Oligohymenophorea; Peniculida; Parameciidae
Source: the annotation of a GenBank genome assembly